Megalobrama amblycephala (Wuchang bream) is the source of this 4035-nucleotide messenger RNA. It is a transcript of the gene ldb3a, whose product is annotated as LIM domain binding 3a. Gene Ontology annotation, biological process: actin cytoskeleton organization; heart development; muscle structure development. Lineage: Eukaryota; Metazoa; Chordata; Actinopteri; Cypriniformes; Xenocyprididae. Gene Ontology annotation, cellular component: adherens junction; Z disc; stress fiber. The record is from RefSeq and is a predicted model, not a curated record. The coding region runs from base 249 to 2399 and encodes 716 amino acids. The transcript has 17 exons. Gene Ontology annotation, molecular function: muscle alpha-actinin binding; actin binding.
CCCCUCCCCUCAAUGCCAUAGUGCUAUCGCUCUCGGCAGAGGGGCAGCUAUUCUUAGGCUGUCUGUCCAGCUCAUCCGAGCAGGCAAAAAUCCUCUUCCUCUGGCUGAUAUCUCUUCUCUGUUGCUCCAGUUAUUUUGCAUUGUAUUCAGAGGCUGUUUGGCACGUGCCCCGCCCCCUCCCAAAUCCAUUUUCCCCAUCCAUUUGGAGAAAUUCUGUUGCUUAAACAAUACACAGGCUUUUUUGAACAAUGAGUUCUUACAACGUGUCACUCGCUGGACCAUCACCUUGGGGCUUCCGGUUGCAAGGAGGCAAGGACUUCAACAUGCCCCUCACCGUUUCUAGGAUUACACCAGGGAGCAAGGCAGCCUCCAGCAACCUGAAUCAGGGUGACAUCAUCGUGGCCAUUGAUGGGGUCAGCACAGAGGGGAUGACACACCUGGAGGCCCAAAACAAGAUCAAGUCUGCCAACUUCAAUCUGGCCCUCACCAUGCAAAAGUCAAAGCGACCCACCCCUGUUCCCAUGACAACACCAAGGAUUGACUCCCCUAUGACUGUGAUCCCCCAUCAGAAGGUUAUUACCCACACUCCUGCCAACAAUGAGUACCUGUCCAGCUUCAAUCCUAUAGCUCUGAAGGACUCUGCCCUGUCCACCAAUAAGCCCAUUGAGGUGAAGGGGCCUGGAGGCAAGGCCACCAUCAUCCAUGCCCAGUACAACACCCCCAUCAGCAUGUACUCCCAGGAUGCUAUUAUGGAUGCCAUUGCUGGCCAAUCCCAGGCCAGGGGUAGCGAGAUGUCCGGUAAUCUGCCAGUUAAAGACCAUGUUAUAGACAGUGCUUCCCCAGUGUAUCAGGCCGUCAUUCCCAGUGAAACCAAUGAACUGGGUCCCUCUGAUUGGACUAAAAGAGCCGCCCAGCUGCAGUCCAAGUCCUUCCGCAUCCUCGCCCACAUUACUGGAACUGAAUACAUGCAAGACCCUGAUGAGGAAGCUCUGAGAAAAUCAAGGGAAAUGUUUGAAUCUGAAGCCAAAGGCCCUCGUUUCGCUAAACUGAAAAACUGGCACCAUGGCCUGUCGGCACAAAUACUUAAUGUGCCUCAUCAGUUUCUGACAUCACUGCAACCUAACCUUGUAUCUAGUACUCCUGCUGAGCAUGCUCCAGUUUCCACCAGCAUUGCAUCUGUAUGUGCACCUAUUAUCGCUGCUUCGCCCAAUGAGCUCCUUUCGGAGCCGCAGAUAGUCAAUCAGGCACCUGAGCCUGAUGCGGAGCAGAUUCCUGAGCAAACCACUGUAAGCAGCUUCAACUUGCAGACAUCUAUGGGUUACACUUCUCAGUACAAAACCUCCAUCUCCAGUCCUUAUGCCCAGCCUCAACCUAUGCAUCAGCAACCACCCAUGCAUCAGCAACCACCCAUGCAGCAGCCGCCACCCAUGCAGCACAGCUCCAUCCAGAUCCCUGUAGGUCCACCUCCACCUAAAGUGGUCAGCACUGCCACCAUUAUGCCCACAGCCUAUCCAGCCGGCCCAGCACCAGCUCCUCCAAUGGUUUACAAACCUGCUCCACCUCCACCUGCUCCUGUCGCAGCUCCAGCGUCUUCCAACAGGCCUCCUUGGGUUACUGAUGAGAACUUUGCCCAUAAAUUUGACCCUAGCAAACCCACCACCACCACACAUAUCAAAGUGCAGCCUCUUCCUCAGGCGGCACCACCACCACCAGCCUACAUCCCCAACCCAGUCCCUGCUCCUGUUGCACCCAGCCCUGCAUUCAACCCUUCCCCUGCUCCGUUCAGCCCCGCUCCCUUCCCACCUGUGGCUCGUGGAGUUGCUCAAAGGGCAGAGCGGUUUGCAGCCAGCAACAGAACACCUCUGUGUGGAUCCUGCAACAACAUCAUCAGGGGACCAUUCCUGGUGGCAUUGGGUCGUUCCUGGCAUCCAGAGGAGUUCAACUGCCAUUAUUGCCACACGUCUCUGGCUGAUGUCAGCUUUGUGGAGGAGCAGAAUAAUGUUUACUGUGAGAACUGCUACGGAGAGUUCUUUGCACCUACCUGUGCCCGCUGCAACACCAAGAUCAUGGGAGAAGUGAUGCAUGCACUGCGGCAGACCUGGCACACCACUUGCUUUGUGUGUGCGGCUUGUGGAAAGCCCUUUGGAAACAGCCUCUUUCAUAUGGAGGAUGGUGAGCCGUAUUGUGAGAAAGAUUAUAUUGCACUCUUCAGCACAAAGUGCCAUGGAUGUGACUUUCCAGUUGAGGCAGGAGACAAAUUUAUUGAAGCUCUUGGCCACACAUGGCAUGAUACCUGCUUUGUUUGUGCGGUGUGCCAUGUGAACCUGGAAGGACAACCGUUUUACUCCAAGAAGGACAAGCCCUUAUGCAAGAAGCAUGCACAUGCCAUCAAUGUGUAGAUGCUUCAACGGUGCAUCAAAAGCUGUCAGUGAAGGAACUAAAUGCAAUUAAUGUAACAUCUGCAUGUGUGGUUUUAUGGCAAGACAUUGGUGCCAAUCCAAAUGACACAAAAACUAAUAAAAAGACAUACAGUAUAUCAUUUAUUAAACAGAAUAUUAGUAAACGAUGACUGAAUGAUACAUAAACUAGGUGCUUUGACAAUUUUUUAAUCCAAACCCAAUGUUGCACAUAGAGUAUGGGUUAUUUUAGGUCAUUCUUUUAUUAUAUCCUGAAUACAUUUGCAUACAUGCACUUGUAUGCCUGAUAUAUAUUAAUUUAAGAGAUACAUUUUCACUUUUUUUUUUUUUUUUUUUUGAUUUAGUGAAUUUAUACAACAUACAAUUUUUUUUUUUUAAACCUUUUUUUUUAAUGAAUAGGUUAUACACAGAUGUUGAAGAUUGCCUGCAUAUGUAGUUGCACAUGACCAGACAUAGUCUUUGAUCUCAUAAAUCAUGUAUAAACCAGAAACAGCCUGAAAAACGUCUAUGCAUUUUUAUUAUGCCUUAAACUCUAAAGUAAACCUAAAUGUUUUUAUUGCAUUUGUUUUUAGAAACAAUAAUGAGGCCUAUAGAUCCCUGACUUGCAAAUCGAUCACAAAAAGAUGUUAAAAAGAUUUGUUGAAUGUUUUUUUGUGCAGUCUUUUUAAUGCUGAAUGGGUGAUACAGUCAAACCAAAAUGUAUUCAGACACCUUGAACAUUUUAUUCAUUAAUACAGUUUAUUCACUGUAGUUUAAAAAAAUGGUAAUAAAAUAUGACAGUUAAACUGUGUCAGAAAAAAAUCAUCUUAAGUAUGUCAUAUAACAUUGAAGUAAAACAUGGUCAGGUCAAAGUGUCUGAAUAGUUUUUGUUUCCACAUUUUUAUGAAUUUUACUGGUAUAAAGAAUUUUUGGGUAUAAUAUGUCACAGUUUACUUUAUUUUGCUAUCCUCACUUACAUAAAUGAACUAUAGUGUCCUGAACCCACUAGUAAAAAUCUAUCAAAAAUGUCUGAAUAAUUUUGGUUUGACUGUAUAUGUGUUACUAAUUUUAUUUAUUUGAGUUUUUAGUGUGUGUAAGCAUGCAAGGGAGUUAAUUGAUCCAUUUGUGAUGUCAACAUUAGCAUUAAGUUGUCAAUGGUUUCAUCAAACAAUUUUAAGAAAAUACCGUACACAGGGCAUCUGAAAAGGUAACACAGUAUGUGCUGUAUAAUGUCCAGCUCUCAAGGCUUAACAGAGUAUUUUAAACUGGUCAUGUUUGGCCUUGUCACCUAUGAUAGUUCCUUUUUUCUGUUAUUUAUUGCGUGCUAAACCUCAACAUUUACACACUCUUUGCAAAUGGUGUACUCUUCUGAUUUUGCAUAGAUAAUUAACUUUUUUCUUUGCCAAGAGUGGGGGAUUGUUAAUUUAAUUUAAUUUUUAAGACAGAGCCACAUACACAGAGGACUCGAGUUGUAUUCUUAAUUUGUUCCUUAAAAUGAAUGACGAAUGUAGUACCUGAGACUUUGUUCUUUUUAUUCUCUGUGGGUAGAUGCUACCCAACUCUGACAUGCAACUGUAGGGUUACAGUAAAGGUUUUGUUUCGUGCCACAUGACUAUUAAAGAACAAGGUCAAAUUGUGA